GGUUUGGACAGUAUCAAACGCCUAAAAUUAUCGAAAUUUGGGUGGAUGAUGUUAUGAAAGGUGGGAUAUCCUAAACCAGACCCUUCGUUGAGAGUUGAGGAGAAUCGUAAAAUAUUAUGCUCAUUAUGUGGUUUUUGGGGCCAUCUCUGUUACAUUUUCAUGUGUUGGCAAGGUUGCCACCUUGUAGUAUAAUGAUAUGAAAAAGUUAUUCCAGAGCCUUGCUGUGAUCCUAAUGAAAGAGUUUUUCCGGCUCUGUGCCGGUUUAAGAAUUGACUGGAAAAGGGUAAUCUUUGUUGGGGCCUUAAUGACAACAGCCGGUGUAAUUCUGCAAAUGUUUCUACUUACUGAUCUGCUUGACAUGUGGCCCCUCUCUCUACCCAUUGCACAUGUUUCAGACGAAUCGUUGAGCAGUAUCAGGAGCUUAAAUCAGACCUUUAGUGAGGAAAGAGUCAAAAGAUUGCAACUCAUUUCUACCGAUGUUCCCAUUAUUCCAGCAAACUCUUCUCUUAAGUUGAAUAUCUCAGUUCCAGCUAUGCCAGAUAUUGGCCCAGUUCCUAAAGGGAGAUCAAGAAGGAGAAACAAAGGUGGUAGUGUAGAUAACAUGCCAAAGGUUCUACCUCCUCCUGACCCUCCAAGUAUACAUGUGCCUUAUCGUUUGCAGAAAUUCAUUUGGUCCUUGAAACCCAAUGAGGCACUUGUGUAUGCAAAGAAAGAGAUUGAUCAUGCCCCUGAAGUUGUUGAUGAUCCUGAUCUAUAUGCCCCUGUAUUUCGAAAUAUGUCUGUUUUCAAAAGGAGCUAUGAGCUGAUGGAAUUGAUACUUAAAGUUUACAUUUACCGGGAAGGGUCAAAGCCUAUAUUUCAUGUACCUCAUCUCAAUGGAAUUUAUGCUUCUGAAGGGUGGUUCAUGAGGUUCAUGGAGAGUAACAAGCAAUUUGUCACAAGAGACCCAGAAAAGGCCCACUUAUUUUAUCUUCCUUACAGCAUGCGCCAAUUGGAGUUGAAGCUUUAUGUACCUGGUUCACAUCAAAUUAAACCACUGGCAAUAUUCCUCAGAGACUAUGUGAACAUGAUUGCGGGGAAGUAUCCUUUCUGGAAUCGCACAUCUGGGUCAGAUCAUUUUCUUGUUGCUUGUCAUGACUGGGGCCCUUACACACUCACUCAACACGAGGAACUGGCCAACAAUACAAUAAAAGCUCUGUGCAAUGCUGACACUUCAGAAGGGGUUUUUGUUGCUGGGAAGGAUGUUUCACUGCCAGAAACUACUAUUAAGAACCCCAGGGUUCCUCUUAGAAAUAUUGGUGGAUUAAGAGUGUCACAGCGCCCUCUCCUUGCCUUCUUUGCAGGAUACAUGCAUGGCAGAGUCCGCCCGAGACUUCUCAAGUACUGGCGGGACAAACAUGAGGACAUGAAAAUCUAUGGGCCUCUGCCCUCUAGAAUCUCCCGAAAGAUGUCAUAUAUCCACCAUAUGAAGUCAAGUAAGUUUUGUAUUUGCCCAAUGGGGUAUGAAGUGAACAGCCCUAGGAUCAUUGAAUCCAUAUACUAUGAGUGUGUCCCAGUGAUAAUUGCAGACAAUUUUCCCCCUCCGUUGAGCGACGUGCUAGACUGGAGUAAAUUUUCUGUUAAUGUGGCCGAGAAGGAUAUCCCCAAGUUACGUGAGAUUUUGUUGGCUAUUCCCAUGAGAAGAUACAUGGCUAUGCAAACUAAUGUGAAAAUGGUGAAAAGACAUUUUCUUUGGAAUCGAAGUCCAAUCAGAUAUGAUUUAUUCCAUAUGAUUCUGCAUUCCAUCUGGUUAAGCAGGUUGAACCAGAUUCAAAUCCCAGAAUCCUAGUAUAUAUUUAUCAAGUGCUGUAGAGGAUGUUAACUUCUGAAAAUAGUUUCAAAUCCCAGAAUCCUAGUAUAUAUUUAUCAAGUGCUGUAGAGGAUGUUAACUUCUGAAAAUAGUUUUAGUUUGAUUGUGGAGCUGAUUGGACCAAGAGUUGUGACUAAGAUGCAGGUCUAAGAAGGGAAGAUGCUAACAUUAUGGACUUCAAACAGGACUGUGCCUGCAAUCCCAAGUUCUUUGAACUGAAACAUGGAUGAAUACUUUCUGGGAUGCGGGGGGUGGAUGCUAAAAUGAAAAUUCUUACUGAAGGAAAGACGACAUGCACCGAGUCUCCAUAGCUUCUCAGACAAAGCUCUGAUGUUCCAUUACAAUUUUCUGAUCAUUGCCCUUUAUACCAUAUACAGAUGACCCUAUAUGCUUCCAUUAUACAAGUUAAAUCUGCAUUGUUCUAGAAGUAUAGUCAAUAAUUCUUGAUAGUUGAUACUGAAAUGUAAAUCAUUUAGGAACCUACAUUUGGGAUUCGCACAAACAAGUAAUAUACAUACAGCACAGGAUAGAUGAUUCUUAUUGUGGGGGUGCAAUUUUGAUAUUUUCUGUUUGUACAGAUGCUGUCUUCCUUUUGUAGGAGUAUAUUUGAGUGGAGAGUCUGUAAAUGUUGCUGCCGACAUGUAUAUCAUUUUCGAACAAAGUUUUAUAUACAACCUGAACUUGAUGCCG
Molecule: messenger RNA, 2539 nt
Organism: Fragaria vesca subsp. vesca
Lineage: Eukaryota; Viridiplantae; Streptophyta; Magnoliopsida; Rosales; Rosaceae
Product: probable glycosyltransferase At5g03795-like
Exons: 5
Coding region: 197-1828 (543 amino acids)
Molecular function (GO): glycosyltransferase activity
Source: RefSeq, a predicted model, not a curated record